This is a messenger RNA of Pistacia vera, 2822 nucleotides long. Its product is annotated as general transcription and DNA repair factor IIH helicase subunit XPD. Gene Ontology annotation, molecular function: damaged DNA binding; ATP binding; hydrolase activity, acting on acid anhydrides, in phosphorus-containing anhydrides. The record is from RefSeq and is a predicted model, not a curated record. Gene Ontology annotation, cellular component: nucleus. Gene Ontology annotation, biological process: nucleotide-excision repair; transcription by RNA polymerase II; positive regulation of mitotic recombination. The coding region runs from base 166 to 2445 and encodes 759 amino acids. Lineage: Eukaryota; Viridiplantae; Streptophyta; Magnoliopsida; Sapindales; Anacardiaceae. The transcript is spliced from 12 exons.
AGCAGCUUCACUGAACUGAACUAGCUCUUCUGAAAAACCACUAAAACCCCUAAGUUUUCAACUCUCCUCCUCCUCUCUCAAUCAGAGGGCCUCCCUCAAUUCAAUCUAUCAAUCAGAGGACCCUUCAUAAUUCAAAUCUAUCCUUGGGACAAGGACGGUGAAACAAUGAUCUUCAAACUUGAAGAUGUCACAGUUUAUUUCCCGUACGAUAACAUCUACCCCGAGCAAUAUUCCUACAUGCUCGAACUCAAGAGGGCUCUCGACGCCAAAGGCCACUGCCUUCUCGAGAUGCCGACCGGCACCGGCAAGACCAUAGCUCUCCUCUCUCUAAUCACGAGCUACGCGCUUUCAAAGCCGGAGAACCCGAUCAAGUUCGUUUACUGCACGCGCACUGUUCACGAAAUGGAAAAGACUUUGGCCGAAUUGAAGUUAUUGCAUAAUUACCAGACUCGUCAAUUGGGGCCCGCCGCCAAGAUUCUUGCGAUUGGAUUGUCUUCCAGGAAGAAUCUUUGCGUGAAUUCUAGGGUUUUGGCUGCGGAGAAUCGUGACUCCGUGGACGCCGCGUGUCGGAAACGGACCGCCAGUUGGGUUCGUGGCUUGGCUGCCGAGAAUCCUAAUGUGGAGACUUGUGAGUUCUUUGAAAAUUACGAAAAGGCCGCUUCAGCGGCGGUUUUGCCUCCCGGGGUUUAUACAUUGCAGGAUCUGAGAGCGUUUGGGAAGCAGAAAGGGUGGUGUCCGUACUUUUUAGCUAGGCACAUGGUUCAAUUUGCGAAUGUGGUGGUUUAUAGUUAUCAGUACUUGCUUGACCCGAAGGUGGCUGGUAUUAUAUCAAAGGAAAUGCAGAAGGAGUCUGUUGUGGUUUUUGAUGAGGCUCAUAAUAUUGAUAAUGUGUGCAUUGAAGCACUUAGUGUUAGUGUGAGGAGGCAGACGCUGGAAGGUGCCAACAGGAAUCUUAAUAGGAUGAACCAGGAGAUUGAAAGGUUCAAGGCCACUGAUGCAGGUAGAUUACGUGCUGAAUACAACCGGCUUGUUGAGGGUUUGGCACUUAGAGGAAACCUGCCUAUCGCAGACGCUUGGCUAUCAAAUCCUGCCUUACCGGAUGAUAUUCUGAAGGAGGCUGUGCCCGGAAACAUUCGCCGAGCUGAACAUUUUCUGCAUGUUUUACGUAGAUUGGUCCAAUAUCUAAGAGGGCGCCUGGAAACUGAAAAUGUUGAGAAGGAAAACCCUGUUAACUUUGUUGCAUCCAUUAAUGCACAUGCUGGAAUUGACCAGAAAGCACUGAGGUUUUGUUAUGAUCGGUUGCACUCACUCAUGUUGACACUGGAAAUAACAGACACAGAUGAGUUCUUACAUAUCCAGACAAUAUGUGACUUUGCAACACUUUUGGCAACUUACGCUCGUGGGUUUUCAAUUAUAAUUGAACCUUUUGACGAGAGAAUGCCUCAUAUUCCUGAUCCUGUGCUGCAGCUUAGCUGCCAUGAUGCUUCUCUUGCCAUAAAGCCUGUGUUUGACCGAUUCCAGUCAGUUGUGAUAACAUCUGGAACACUAACCCCAAUUGAUCUCUACCCUCGUCUUCUUAAUUUUCAUCCAGUAGUCAGUCGAAGUUUUAAAAUGUCGUUAACAAGAGAUUGCAUAUGCCCUAUGGUUCUUACUCGUGGAAGUGAUCAACUUCCAGUGAGUACCAAAUUUGAUAUGAGAAGCGAUCCUGGUGUUGCAAGGAAUUAUGGAAAGCUCUUGGUGGAGAUGGUCUCUAUUGUUCCAGAUGGGAUUGUAUGUUUUUUUGUUAGUUACUCAUACAUGGAUGAAAUAAUUGCUACGUGGAAUGAUAGUGGAAUUCUAAAGGAAAUAAUGCAACAUAAGCUUGUCUUCAUUGAGACACAGGAUGUGGCAGAAACUACAUUAGCUCUUGAUAACUACCGUACAGCUUGUGAUUGUGGGCGAGGUGCAGUCUUUUUCUCCGUUGCCAGGGGAAAAGUUGCAGAAGGUAUAGAUUUUGAUGGACAUUAUGGCAGACUGGUUAUCAUGUUUGGCGUUCCUUUCCAGUACACAUUAAGCAAGAUCUUGCUUGCACGUUUGGAGUAUUUACGAGACUCUUUUCAGAUAAAGGAGGGUGAUUUCCUAACUUUCGAUGCCUUGAGACAAGCUGCUCAGUGUGUGGGCCGAGUGAUCCGGUCAAAGGCCGAUUAUGGGAUGAUGAUCUUUGCUGACAAAAGGUAUAGCCGUCAUGACAAACGCUCUAAGUUGCCUGGUUGGAUACUGUCGCAUCUACGUGAUGCGCAUCUGAAUUUAAGCACAGACAUGGCUUUGCAUAUAGCACGAGAGUUUCUGCGGAAAAUGGCUCAGCCUUAUGAUAAAACUGGCGGUGGAACUCGGAAGACUCUCUUGUCACAAGAAGAUUUGGAGAAGAUGACCAACGACGGCAGCAUAAAUGAUAUUUUGUACUGACAAUUUAUUCUGGCAGUUCAUAGAUCAAUACGUUUUCUCCAAUUCUAAUUUGCAGAUAGUGGAGUUGGAUAGUUUCAAGUGUUUUAAGUUUUGAUGGUAAUGCUGUGGCGCUUGAUGAGAAAAAUUAUCCCCUGUUAAAGGCUGGAAAUACUGUCGAGACAACCACUGGAUUUACACUGGUCUGUUUUCUUCAAAUCCAUUGGAGCUACAAACAAUUUUGAAGUCAUGUACAGACUGAUGAUUCCUUGUAGCUUUGCAACAACCUUAGCAAAAAUGGUUCGAAGUCAAUAUUCAGUUAAAUAUUAUUAAAUUAUAUUUUGCUACUUUAAAAAACAUUUAUAUUACAUUUACAAAAGUUGAGAUUGAUGAGAUUCUAA